Messenger RNA from Danaus plexippus (monarch butterfly), 2780 nucleotides. Its product is annotated as protein FRA10AC1 homolog. The record is from RefSeq and is a predicted model, not a curated record. NCBI's taxonomy places the organism in Eukaryota, Metazoa, Arthropoda, Insecta, Lepidoptera, Nymphalidae. Gene Ontology annotation, molecular function: RNA polymerase II cis-regulatory region sequence-specific DNA binding; DNA-binding transcription factor activity; phosphatase activity. The coding region runs from base 174 to 1160 and encodes 328 amino acids. Gene Ontology annotation, biological process: regulation of transcription by RNA polymerase II; dephosphorylation. The transcript is spliced from 2 exons.
CUGUGAGUUUGACUUUUCAUUUUUAAAUUUCAAAUUCAAUGACAAAGACGCAUCCAUAUAGAGCAGUGAAGUGCAGUGUAUAGCAUAAUAUUUUUAGAUGUAGAUUAUAAGUGUCAUCUGCUUAUUUAUUUCCAAAAUUGUGCACAUAUCAGGUUAUAGUAGUGCGAUUUAAUAUGCAGAACAACCCCCAGGAGCUUUCAUGGCAGGCGAUUCAGGCUAUAGUGGGGGUUAAGCUCCCACCUAAUGUGUUGCGUUUUGAUGAUAUCGGGUUCCAUUUAGUCAACAAUUCGGUUUCAAGUGCCGAAGAUUGGGAUUCAGACGUAGAAAUAGUGGAAAAUGGCUGGGAAUCAGACAAUAACGUAUCUUCUAAACCCGAAAACUCUGACAAUGAAAAGACGUCUCCGGAUAGAGAGCAGAGCGCGUCGCCUGUUUUAAGUCUCGUAGAACCCGACAAUAACAAUUCAGGUAAAGGCCUACUGCAUUAUACGGAUUUUUUAGUGAAAAUGGAUACCAAAGACAUUACUGAUAAUGAAAUGACCGAAAAUGAUCCAGUGUCCCAGAGUAAUGAUGACGCAGAUAGCUCAAAUGGAAAUGUAAUGUCCAUUGAAAACUAUUUAGAGGUCACUCUAUCAACUGACUCGGAGGCUAGUCAUGUAUGUAGCCAAUGCAACCAAAUGUUUCCCAGUGAACAGCUUCUGUCUUCACAUCAGUGUAGCGUGAAGCAAAUCGAAGAAAAAAAGUAUCCUUGUCAUGUUUGUGCCGAGAAGUUCACAAGCUACUGGGAACUAAGAAAGCAUAUAAACAAUCACUUCCCCGGAAUGCUGGACUCCAAGUCGAGCUUCUGUCAUUUGUGCCAAAAAGAUUACACUAAGACAGGGUUUAUGAAUCAUUUGAGAAAGCACACCGGUGAACGACCGUUUGUAUGUGAGCUCUGCCACAAGGCCUUCUCCCAGUCGAGUUCUUUAUCCAUACAUAUGAAGUUCCAUCUUAACGUCCGCAAACACGCGUGCACAGUUUGUGAGAAAAAGUUUGUGACCAAGAGUGAACUGUCCCGUCACAUGACGGUGCACACGAAACAGAAGUCCUACUACUGUGGAGUGUGCGACAAGGCCUUCACUCGCUCCGACAACAUGAAGAAACAUGAAAAGACCCACGGAUGAAACCCAUCAGGGCUCGAAAACCUGUCAAAAGAUUCACACACAACAAUCAUGCGGUCGUUGAAUAUUCUCUGACCGUUAUAUAAUUCUGCCAUCGCCGAUUUGUCUGUGAAGCUUUCUAUACAUAAUUUUCGUUUCCAAUUCUCUUAUUGCCAAAAAGUUUAGUCAUAUGUUUGUUAAGUCAAAUUAUGCAUUGUUUUAUACCAAACGGAGUAAUCCACAGUCUAGUUAAUAACUUAGUCAUUAUGGUGUGUUAAUGGGAAUGUCUUUACACUGGGUGUGCUGUAGAUGCUUUUAUAAAUAAGGUUUUAUAUAUAUGCAAUUAUAAAUGCAUGUUUGGGAUAUUUAUAGUAUACAAUGAGCCUUUUCAGGUGCUUUAAUGUAUUGUCACACAUAUCUUUAUCCAAAGUUGCCUUUUUUAGAUAUGAUAAGGUGAUAUUUUUCAUAUGAUGUAGGUCAUACGCCCAAUUACUCUAUGAUAGCUGUGCUGUAUCAUUCGUAGUUGAUAAAACCUUACGCCUGGUAUUCGAGGCCUUUUAUACUCUGUCACAAACGAAAAAAAAAAUAUAUAAUAAUUGUUCCUGCUUCACCUAAGAGCUUUAAUAAGUAUAUAUUUUUGUAUAACUUUAGCACGAGGUGUUUUGUAUCGGGUGUAAAGUAUACAUUUUGCCAAAUUUUUAGAUAAGUAUUUACAUUUUACAAGUGAUUCUUAUAGAGCUGUUGCAACCAAAGCAAUAUAUUCUAAUGUGCCUAUCUUAACAGUAAGCCUACGGAAAUAAUACCAAAUAUUUUUUUAGAUAUUAGUGGAAUUCAUUAGAAUAUUAUUAAAUUAUAGUCUUACUAAAUUAUAAUUAUUGAUAUAUAUUUUUUUUUUUAUAUAACAAGUGUAUGUAGAACCCGGUUGAGGCACUUUUAGACGUUUUCCUGUUCCGAUGGUCUCAGAUUCAUUAUAUUUAAGCCAUUUUGAACAACUAGUGUAAUUUAGCUUAUGUUUAGUCUAAUUUAAUUUAUAAUGUAUAACAUCACAGUGUAACAAUUAAUAAUUUUUUUUUUUAAAUGUCUUGCUCUUAUUGUGACAAAGUCAAAUGUUUUAUGUGUCUACCACAGCUGAGUCUUUGAAACAUUUUUUAACUUAUUCCAAAGAUUUAAUUGGCUACUAAACCAAAGCUAUUUAUUAUAUAUAUAUAAAUAUAUAUAUAUUUUCAAUUGUGCCACUUUACUAUUUUACUGGUUUUCAAUACCAUAUUAAUAUAUUGACAUUUUUUUUUAUAUAUGUUUUAGUAUAAGGCAAUAAUUACAUUUAAAUAUAUUUAUUCUAUUUUUAAAUAAUAAAAAAAUAAAAUAAAAAAUAACUAGAUUUGUAGAUGCAUGGAUCGUUCAUAUGAUUAAGGAUCGGUGUCCAGCCAAAUGAUAAUACACAAAAAUCUACAAGACUGACAAUAAUAUUCAGAGUAGAUAUUAAAACUUGCACAAAUUUAACUUAUAUUUAUGUAAGCCUUUACCGAGUAGCGCCUUGUUAUAAAUACUUCAUGACAAUUAGUUUAAGGAACAUUAUAAGAAAUUAUAAAUUGUUUUUAAAAUAUAUGUAAUAAUUGUCGAUUUUAUUAAAGAGUUGUUUGUUGA